UUCCAUCAAUAGUAAAUGAUUCGUAGGAACGAAUAACCCGUUAUUAUAGUCUAAUAAAGUCUAUGGAUUAUAAUAUAUUUAUAUUUAUAAAUUACAUUAGAUUAUCGUAAAGUUUGAGUUAGAGACUAGUUUUAUAAAUUUAUAAUUGUCUAGCUUCAUUUGUCUUACGAGUGUGAAUGAAUUCAGACCUAUAAAACAAUAAAAUAAUAUUUAAAUAGUAUUAUUUUACUACUUUAGACCUUAGUAGUUAGUAGUUAUAGUAGGUACGUUAUUUUGUUUUAUUUUAUUUGGCGUUUUGUGUUUGGAUAUAAUAUUUUAAUUAUUUUAAUUCAAAUAAUUAAAAAAAAUGUACGUUAAACAACUGGUUGCAAAGAAAGCUAAUAGCAAACUUCAAAACCGUCUCCGUAUGAAAAUUUUAAGAGCUAAAAAAAACAAUAUUGUCAAUGAGAUCAACAUUCCUGAACAAGAAACAGAAGUUAUCGACCAAAAGUUACAAUCAGUUCAUGAAUUAUCCACAUUGGAAGUGGAAACUUCAAAAUUACCGAUUGGUCGUCGAAUAGUAAAUAUAAUGUAUGUAUUUGAACAAAUAUUAAAUAACAAAUGUCAAAUGCAUAUUCAAGGGAUGGGAUGUUCAAUUAUUGAUUCAAAAUUUGUAAAAGAAAUACGUAAAGGAUUUAAUUGCUCAUGGAUAUUUCAAUGCGAAAUGUGUAAUAUUGAAACAACGAUACAUUCUGAUAUGACUGAUGAUCAAAAUACAAUUUCAAUAAAUAAAGCUGUCACUAGUGCAUCUUUGGCGGUUGGAAUUGGUUAUAGUCAAAUUCAAGAAUUUACAGCAUGUAUUGAUAUUCCGUGUAUGAGCGAAAAAUCUUUCAUAAAAAGUUCAAAUGAUAUAGCUAAAAUUAUAGAAGAAAGUGCAUGGGAAGAGAUGAGACUAGCUGGUUUACAAGAAAAACAAUUAGCAUUAGAUCGGGGUGAUGUUGAUACGGACGGAAUACCUAUGUGUCCUGUAGUGGCAGAUGGCCAGUGGGGAAAAAGAAGUUAUAAGACAAAAUAUGAUUCAUUGUCUGGAGCAGCAACAAUUAUUGGUUUUCAUACUUCUAAAGUUCUUUUUGUUGGUAUAAGGAAUAGAUAUUGUGUAAUAUGUGAACGAAGUAAUAAUUUAAAACAGAAACCAAAAGAACAUGAAUGUUUUAUGAAUUGGCGAAAAUCUUCAACUGGUAUGGAAGCAGACGGUAUUUCAGAAGGAUUUUUGAGAAGUAUAGAGUUACAUGGUCUCAAAUUUAAUCGACUAAUUGGUGAUGGCGAUAGCAGCGUGACAAAACGAUUGAAAGAAAUUAUUCCUUAUGGUCCUACACGUUUGGUAGAAAAAAUAGAGUGUAGAAAUCACUUAUUGCGUAAUUUCAGUACGAAAAUUUCUGCCGUCACAAAAAAUACCAAGUUUCCCGUUUCACUAAGACAAUUCGUUUCAUCAAAUAUAAUUAAAUUUUCUACUGCUAUUAGAAAAGCGAUUGAAUAUCGUAAAAAUUGUAACGCACAGGAACAUGAAAAAUUAUCAGGGCUUAUCAUUGAUAUUAAUAAUAGUUUUUAUCAUAUACUUGGACAACAUGAUCAAUGUGAAACGUAUUUUUGCAAUAAUAAAUCUCGUGGUGAAAAUUUAGUACCAGUUGCUUUAAAAUGUGGUUUAAUGACGGAACUUAAAAAUAUUGCACGACGACUAAUUGAUAAUGCAACAAGUUUAUUACUUGAUGUAACUAAUAACAUUUGUGAACAAUUUAAUAGUGUCAUCAAUAAAUUUAUUGCUGGAAAAAGAAUAAAUUUUUCACAAAAAAAUGGUUACAAUACUCGUGUAAGGGCUGCAAUAAUUUCUUUUAAUUCGGGAGGAAAUUUUCUUAGACAAAUACAUAAAAAAAUUACAAACAAAAGUCCAGGUAUAAUCGGAAAAAAAUUUUUGUCAUUUAAAAGUCAAAAAAUUACGAAUAAUCGAAAAAGAAGACAACUUAUUCCAAAGAAAAAAUCAAAAAAAAUUAAGAAAACUGGACCAGAUGAAUUUUAUGGACUCGCUGAACCCUUAAAAGACGACGAUGUACUAAGUAAUGAAGAAUUAGAAAUUAAAAAGGAACAAUUCAUUUCACAAUUAAAAUUAAAUAUUGAGGAAUAUCAGAAGUUAGAAGUAAAUACGAGAAAUCAAAGGAAUUGCCAACAAUGGUUUAAUGAAAGAAGAAAUCGUCUUACAGCGUCCAACUUCGGAAAAGUGUGUAAAAUGAGGAGAACUACAUCGUGCAAAAAUACAGUACAUACAUUAUUAUAUGGUACACAGUUACAAAAUAUUAAACAAUUGGAGUAUGGGAAAAAGUUUGAAUCUGAAGCACUAAUUCAAGCUUCCAAUAUAUUAAAAAAAAAUAUAGAUUCUUGUGGAUUUUUUGUGGAUCACGAAAUACCAUUUCUUGGAGCUUCACCGGAUGGUGUAAUUGAAAAUAAAGCUCUUGUAGAAAUUAAAUGUCCUUAUGCUGCUAAAAAUACAAGCAAUAUAAAAGAAGCCAUAGACAAUAAACAACUUCUUUAUGUAGAAUUAGUAAAUGGAAAAAUGUCCCUUAAAAAGGACAGUUAUUAUUUCUACCAGGUCAUGGGACAACUUAGAAUUUGUCAAAAAAAAAUUUGUUAUUUUUUUGUUUAUACACCAAAUUGGAUACAAUAUGAAUGUAUACAUUACGAUGAAAAAUUUUGGCAGACAGAAAUGGAAAAUAAACUAACACUGUUUUACAGAGAAUGUUUGCUCCCAGAAAUCGUAGAUCCUCAAUUUGGGAAAAGAUUGUUAAAAAGUGAUAUACGUGAACCAACUCACAUACAAAAAUGUAUUGACGACAAAAAAAAAAUAUAAUAUAAUAUAUGUUAUAAAACAAAAUUAAAAAUUAUGAAUAAAAGUUUACCUACAUAACAAAAUACGAUAAUUACUUAUCAUAAGUAGUUGAUUAUAUAAUAUAUAUAUACCAAUUUAAUCUAUCUAAUACAAUUAUACUCUCACUUUACAAAUGCCUAAAAGAAAGGUUUAGAAGUUUAAGUUUUAACCUUUUCUCAUUGAACAUAAUACAUUUUACAAUACAGUAAUCCAUAAAAAGCCUUAAACACUUCAAAACAACUUGAUUUUGUUUUAUAAAUUAAUAAUAAUUUAUAUAGUAUAACUAGUAUAAGUUAUCAGUAAAUACUAAGUAAGUACUACAAAACUAAUAUUUAGAUAUUUAGUUAAUAUUAGCUUAGAUGUUAGGUUAUUGAUAUAAAUUAGGUAUUAUAAAUAUUUUAUGAAGUAAGUAUCUAAUAAUGUAUUAAAUACAAAUCACGUAGGUACCCGCGGAUAUUAAAAAUAUUACAGUUUAGUUUAGGUUACUGUUAUGAAUUAGAUAUUAUUCACUGUACUAGUGUAUUGUAUAUAUUUUUAUUGAGUAAGUAUUUAAAAAUGCAAUAAACACAGAUCGCGUAAGUAUGCGCGAAUAUUAAAAAUAUUACGGGUGGUAAUGCAGCAUAAUGUACGUGUAACGUGUAUGCAUUUUAUAUUUACGCGAUCCACCACAGUCGUCGAAGGUCGAGAAAAUAAUAAACGUCGCUCCCGAAUGAGCACAAUCGUCGGCCAGCCGCCGACGACGAGUAGUGGGCGCGGCUUAACCGUCGCGUGCUUGCGCAUCGCGAAAACACCUAACAGCGCGUUCUCUCGGUCGUUGUAUACGUUUCGCUUUCGGUGUGGCGUCCUCUUAAGCGA
Molecule: messenger RNA, 3751 nt
Organism: Metopolophium dirhodum (rose-grain aphid)
Lineage: Eukaryota; Metazoa; Arthropoda; Insecta; Hemiptera; Aphididae
Exons: 10
Coding region: 347-2878 (843 amino acids)
Source: RefSeq, a predicted model, not a curated record